AUGUUUCUUAAACGAUACAAUUUAUCAUGUGUUCUUGCUGACGAUAUGGGUUUAGGAAAAACACUUCAAACAAUUUGUGUUCUUGCUGCUGAUAUUGUCGAGCGAAGAAAAGAGAAUUUUGAAAUACGACCAUCACUUGUUGUGUCACCACCAACAUUAACUCGACAUUGGACAAGUGAAAUGAAUAAAUUUGUUAGUGACGAUAUUCUUCGACCAUUACUUUACUCUGGAAAAAAUUUAGCUGAACGUGAAGGAUUACGAAUUAAAUAUUUUCAAAAUCCAAAAGAAUAUACAGUUAUUGUUGCUUCAUAUGAUGUUGUUCGUAGUGACAUAACAUUUUUUUCAACUAUUCCAUUUAAUUAUUGCGUACUUGAUGAAGGUCAUGUUAUUCGAAAUUCUAAAACAAAAUUAUCGAAAGCUAUUCGUCAGAUUUCAGCAGCUCAUCGUCUCAUAUUAUCGGGUACACCUAUACAAAAUAAUGCACUUGAACUUUGGAAAUUAUUUGAUUUUCUAAUGCCGGGUUAUUUGGGUUCAGAAAAACAAUUUAUUCGUCGCUAUCAAAAACCAUUAUUAGCUUCAAGUCGUGAUCGUGAUCUCGAAUAUGGACAAUUAGCAAUGGAUGUUUUACAUAAACAAGUUAAACCAUUUAUGUUACGUCGUUUAAAAUCAGAUGUAUUAGAUGAUUUACCACCGAAAAUUUUACAAGAUUAUUAUUGUGAUUUAAGUUCAAUACAAUGUAUGCUUUAUGAAGAUUUUGCUAAUAAAACAAAAGAACAAGUUAAAUAUGUUGAUGAUGAGUCAACAAAUCAAAAUGGAAAUUCUUCAACAGGUCAUGUAUUUAAGGCAUUACAAUAUUUACGUAAAUUAUGUAAUCAUCCAUCAUUGAUUUUAACACCUGAACAUCCAAAAUGGUCAAGUGUACAAAAUGAAUUAAAAGAAUCACAAAUCAACUUGAAUGAUAUUCGUUUAUCAGGAAAAUUACUUGCUCUCAAAGAAUUAUUAAUUGAAUGUGGUAUCGGUGUAUCAAAAGACGCUGUUGUAUCAACACAUCGUGCAUUAGUUUUUUGUCAAAUGAAAGUAAUGAUUGAUGUAAUUAUUAAUCAAGUUCUUGGAACAAUGGAUAAUGUUAGUUUUCUUCGUUUGGAUAGUUCAAUGAAUGCAAUUGAUCGUUAUAAUACAGUUAAUUUAUUUAAUUCAGAUCCAAGUAUUGAUCUUUUAUUACUUACAACACAUAUUGGUGGUCUUGGUUUAAAUUUAACUGGUGCUGAUACAGUUAUAUUUGUUGAACAUGAUUGGAAUCCAAGUAAAGAUCUUCAAGCUAUGGAUCGUGCACAUCGUAUUGGACAAAAAAAAGUUGUUAAUGUUUAUCGAUUAAUAACACGAAAUACAAUUGAAGAAAAAAUUAUGAAUCUUCAACGAUUUAAAACAAAUUUAGCUGAUACAGUAUUGGCAUCAGAUAAUAAUUCAUCGAGUUUAUUUAGUUUAGAAAAAGAUACAAAUUUAAUUGAUCUUAUAUCAUUAGGUGACGAAACAAAAGGACAAUCAUUAGUAAUGGAUAAUUCAACGAAAAAAUCCAAUACAAAUAAAAAACAAACAUUAAAAACAAUACUUGAUACAUUUUCUGAGCAAGUUGAUAAUGAUGUUGAUUGUUAUAAUGAUGAAUAUAAUGUGAACAAAUUUAUUCAACAGCAAUAA
Rotaria sp. Silwood1 is the source of this 1695-nucleotide messenger RNA. Lineage: Eukaryota; Metazoa; Rotifera; Eurotatoria; Philodinida; Philodinidae. The record is from the annotation of a GenBank genome assembly.